CUUCAUCGUUAUUAUCUAUCACCAUGCGUCUCGGCAUCUCCUCCUUUAUUUCGGAUAUCCUGAGCACCUCCAGUAACAUCUGUUUUUGCUGGACCGAGGGCAAGAACUCAGGGAUGGAAGAGAUGGUCUGGGAGCAGUACACAGUCACACUGCAGCGGGACUCUAAGAUGGGCUUUGGCAUUGCUGUCUCAGGUGGUCGUGACAACCCCAAUGUAGAGAGUGGUGAGACGUCAAUCAUUGUAUCAGAUGUGCUGCAGGGAGGACCGGCAGAUGGAUUACUCUUUGAGAACGAUCGUGUCAUUCAAGUCAACUCCAUCCCCAUGGACAAUGUGCCUCAUACUUUUGCUGUGCAGUCCCUCCGUAAAUGUGGAAAAGUAGCCAAAAUAACAGUGAAGAGACCUCGUAAGGUGUCAGUCCAAUCCCUGAAGCAACCCCCAUCCCCCGGUGGGGACAGUCAUGAAUACACCCCCUCCACACACUACUUUGAUGCUGACAAUGACAAUGGCUGGUAUCGUAAUGAAAGCCGGGACCACACCUCUGAUAUCAAAGGGCACCUGGACCCUGAGUACAGGGGAGGACGGGACUACAACCAGAGAGCGAGGAGCCGUGGGAAGAGCCAGGAAAGAACCUCGCCCAGCCCUGAAAGAUCCAGGAGGGAGGUACGAGCCCUGGACACCAGUGCUGGUCAUCAGAGGUACCACAGCCGAGGACGCAGCCCUGGGAGCAGCUACCACAUGGAUGACAAGUAUGAACGAGGAGAAGGAGGAGGAGGAAAAAUAGGAAGGUUUAGGAGCAAGGGCCAGCUUAAUGACAACUCAUCUCCAGAACCCGGCAGAGAUCUGGAGCCACUGGAGAAACCUGUCAAUGUCCUCCUGGUGAAGAACAGACCCAAUGAAGAGUAUGGUCUACGCCUGGGGAGUCAGAUUUUCAUCAAACAGAUGACCAGUACAGGGCUGGCUGCAAAGGAUGGGAACCUCCAGGAGGGGGACAUCAUUCUCAAGAUCAAUGGGACAGUCACAGAGAACCUGUCUCUCCAUGAUGCUGGGAAGCUGAUAGAGAAGUCAAGAGGGAAACUGCAGCUAGUGGUCCAGCGAGAUCGUCGCCAGAUCCUCGUUCGCAUUCCCCCGCUCACAGACUCUGACUCUGAUAAUGAUGACAUAUCAGAGAUGGAGUCGUCAUACCACUCCUAUUCUCCCCCAGAAGACAGGAGGUCCCGUCAGUCUGACCUGUCCUCCCACUCUUCAAAUGAAAGGGACAACCACAGAGAAGAACAAAAGAGAACAGUCGAGGUGUCAGCAAUGGCCUCUCCAUUUAAAGUGCCUGAAGAUCCCCAGGCGUCAGCUGAACUGAACUCAGAUGAACAGCAUAUAGAGGAGCCUCCAGCUGCUGUAACAACCACACCCAAGAUCCUCCUACGACUAAGUCCAGAAGACGAAAAAAUAUACGGGCCAAACACUGUGAUGGUAAAUUUCCAGAAGGGAGACAGCGUUGGGCUGAGACUAGCAGGAGGUAAUGACGUCGGCAUCUUCAUUGCUGGUGUUCAAGUGGACAGUCCAGCUGAGGAAGAGGGCCUCCGUGUCGGAGACCAGAUUCUGAAGGUGAACAACAUUGAUUUUCAAAGUGUAGUGAGAGAGGAAGCAGUGCUCUUCCUACUGGAGAUUCCAAAGGGGGAAGUGGUCACAAUCCUGGCCCAGAGCAAACCUGAUGUCUAUAAUGAUAUCUUGGCAUCGGGGCGUGGAGACUCCUUCUUCAUCCGCACCCACUUUGAGUGGGAGAAGGAGACUUCUCAGAGCCUGGCCUUCAGUCGGGGGGACAUCUUCAAGGUGGUUGAUACCCUGUAUGACGGCAAGCUGGGUAAUUGGCUGGCAGUCCGUGUUGGCAGGGACAAGCAGCUGCUGGAAAAGGGCAUCAUCCCUAACAAGAGCAGAGCGGAGCAGAUGGCCAGUGUCCAGAGCUUUCAUAAAGUUGUUGUGGGUGAUCGAGCCGACUUCUGGCGGUUGCGAGGCCAGCGUUCUGUGAAGAGAAAGGACCUAAGGAAGAGCAGAGAAAACUUGAGUAGUCAAAGCCUGACCACCCACUUCCCAGCAUAUGAACGAGUGGUGCUUCGAGAAGCUGGUUUCCGACGCCCUGUGGUGCUGUUUGGCCCUAUUGCUGAUGCUGCUACUGAGAAACUGGCAUCUGAGAUGCCCGAUCUGUUUGUAAUUGCCAAAACUGAGCCGAAAGAUGCCGGCUCUGAGAAGUCCUCAGGGGUGGUUCGUCUGAACACCAUCCGACAAAUAAUUGAGCAGGACAAGCAUGCCCUCCUAGAUGUGACACCUAAGGCAGUCGACACCCUGAACUACACCCAGUGGUAUCCUAUUGUCAUCUUCUUCAACCCUGACAGCAAGCACGGCAUUAAGGCCAUGAGACAGAGGAUCCUACCCAACUCCAACCGCAGUGCCCGCAAACUCUACGAACAGGCUGUCAAACUAAGGAAGACCUGUUCUCACUUAUUCACUGCCACCAUUGAUCUGAACUCUGCCAAUGAUGCCUGGUAUGGCAGUGUUAAAGACUCCAUCCGUGAGCAGCAGAUGCAGGCUGUUUGGGUUUCUGACGGGAAGCUGGAGGGAGUAGAGAGUGAUCUGGACUGCCAGGACAUGGAGCGUUUGUCCUUCUUAUCCGCCAUGUCUGCUGACUACCUCAGCAUGGACAGCCGGCUGACCUCUGACCAAGAUGACACUGUUGAUGAGGGUGGGACCUACACCGACAAUGAGCUCGAUGUGGAGACAAUGCACAUCUCCGCCAUAAGCCGCUCGUCUGAACCUGUCACAGCUGAGGAGAUCUUGCGUAGGUACAGUCCAGACAUCAGGAGUCGCGUGACGAAAAUUAGCAGCCGAGACGUCCUCAACAGGUCCAGCCCUCCACCCGUUUCCUUGACAGACACCAAGGUGAAACUGUCCUUGAGGGACGAUCCAGUUCUCAUAUUGGGCUCCAGCAACGCACACCAUUUCCACCACCAACAGCACGCCAACAGAAGUUAUGACUCUCCAUCCAGCAGCAGCCCCACCAGCAGCAAUAACGACCCUCCACCACCCCUCUUUCAUUCAGCUGCCUCCUCUGGCUUGGCACCCCGACCUUCAUCUCACCACCUCAGCUCUUUUGGCAAACUGCAGCCCCUGGGAGCACCCCAACUCCCUGCUACAUCCAAGCCCAGCAGCUGCAGGAACACUACAGAAACUGUUGGUCACUCACCUGUGGCUCUGUCCAGUGCAACUUUGGCAGCCGGUAAGCAGCAAGAGGAGGCAGCCGAGGACAGCCCUAUGGAGGAUCCAUCCAUGAAGUCCUUCCGGGGAAAAAUCAAGGCCUUUGAGAAAAUGGAUCACUUUGCCCGAGCCCAAAGGGUGCUGGAACUGCAAGAGGCACAGAAUGCCAGGUUGGAAAUUGCUAAGAAACACCCAGGCAUUUAUGCCAUUCCUCUGAAGACAGCCAAGCCGGAUCACAGUCGAGCAGAGUCUGUCAGCUCCUGUCCUGAACCUCAGACUCCUCUACCCUCCAAGGAGGGACAUCCUUUCUACCUCAGUGAAGAGGAAGCAGAGGAGGAGUCAGUGCCAGGAUACCACACCUCCAAUUCUCACCAGUACCAGGACACUGAAUUGUAGGGUCAUCUCACAGCAGCUGUGCCAGCUCUCACCAUACAUGGACAUAUAUGUACACAUGCAAUGCAUUUGCAAUGUACUUACAUACUUACCAUUCCAUCUUGCCCUGCCCUGCACAAUUCAGCUGCUGACUUUAAAGUGAUUCUUGCUUCUUUGAUAUUUGAGGAAAAAAAAAAAAAACUUCACUGGACAGUCGGUACUAUCCAUUUGGAUAAAAAGACACUGUCUUCUCUUUGCUAUUAUGCUGUAUUUAAUUGUUUCUUUGUAACAUAUCAUGUUUAAUGGUCAAAACCGAGUGAUCAGGAAACAGUUGUUUUCUUGCCUAUGCAACUCUUUCAGUUUGUGCACAGCAACUGAAACCUAUUGCCAUGAGUUUUGCCCUCAGAAAACCUCAACAAACUCCCCAAAACACAAUGCGGUAUAUCACAUCUAUCACCUUCCUUUUUUAAACUCCUAUUAUUGCCAGCUAUAUUCAACAAAUAUUGUAUGUAUUGUAUGGUAUGUAUGUAUA
Molecule: messenger RNA, 4146 nt
Organism: Stegastes partitus (bicolor damselfish)
Lineage: Eukaryota; Metazoa; Chordata; Actinopteri; Pomacentridae
Product: tight junction protein ZO-2
Exons: 23
Coding region: 24-3638 (1204 amino acids)
Biological process (GO): cell-cell junction organization; cell-cell adhesion; protein localization to cell-cell junction
Cellular component (GO): plasma membrane; bicellular tight junction
Molecular function (GO): cell adhesion molecule binding
Source: RefSeq, a predicted model, not a curated record